Acanthochromis polyacanthus (spiny chromis) is the source of this 4260-nucleotide messenger RNA. Its product is annotated as fucosyltransferase 7. The transcript has 2 exons. The record is from RefSeq and is a predicted model, not a curated record. NCBI's taxonomy places the organism in Eukaryota, Metazoa, Chordata, Actinopteri, Pomacentridae. Gene Ontology annotation, cellular component: membrane. Gene Ontology annotation, molecular function: alpha-(1->3)-fucosyltransferase activity. The coding region runs from base 1116 to 2153 and encodes 345 amino acids.
UGGUAAUGAUGUGGUUGGUGCCCACAACAGCCGUGUAAGCUAUGCCAUUUUUCUCUGCAGAGCUGAAAAAACAGGAAGAGGAAGACCAGCUUGUGGUUACAAAUCUAAAAUCAGCAACGUUAAGGUUCGUGACUGCCACUGGUAGCAGUGCUAAUUGUGCAAACAGUGGGUGCAUGAAGGGUUUAACGGCUGAUUAAAUGAAUACGGCAGGGUGGAAGGUGUCUGUGGUGGACAAAGCUGUGCUGGCAGCAGACACCCCGAUGCCACAUCACUCAAGUAAGUUUCAAGAUCUCUGUCAAUCUAACCUACUUUGCUGACAGUCUUUACUGAAGAUUCAGAGUUUAUAGAAUGUUGCUGUGUCCUCACAGUUACUGCAUCUGUGUAAAACAUCAGGUCUUAUUCGCAUUUUAUUGAGAAUUGUCAUUUUAAAUACCUUAUUUCUUUUUGUUAAUCUGAAAAAUGUUCUGUUCUUAAACAGAAAUGUGGUUCUCAGCUAUCAGGGUGUGCCAUCUUUACAGAUCUUCAAUAUGGCACUUUCAUUUCACAAGAUGGUUUUUCAUCCAACCACACAAUAAAGUUAUUAGAGAAUGAAACUCACUUUGCUAUAGUCAGAAAAUACCCUGAGCACACAUGACAUAAUUAUUUGAAGGUUUGCAAAGCAUUUAUUUCAAGUUUAAAUUGUAAACAGAGAAGUUGCAAUAUGGGUGUGCAAUGCUGAUGGUGAAAUCUGAAAAGAACAUCCCGCAGAAGCAGAACUGAAAAGACAAAGACAGCAGAGUCUGUUUCGGCAAAUGCUAAUGCAAUGAAUUUUCUAAAAUGUGAUUCCAUUUUUUUAACAAAAAGUAUUUAAUUAAAAAACACGUUGAUUAGUGAACCACUGAUUUGUCUCAGUUUUAUUGUUUGCUGUUUAUUAUCUGAUAAGAGCGCACCUAUUUUUUAACUUUGAGGGGAAGAAAAUGCAUGUUUUUUGAGAGUUAAAACACAUCUAAAUGUCUUCUGAUGUAGUUUUCAUAAUCACACUCUGUUCACAAUUCCUGCACUGAUGAGAGCAAGUGAAAGCGUAGUUAUGCACCUCUAAUCUAAUCCCUCUUCCUUUCCAGCGUUUCAUACCUGCCAUGAGAAUGUCUGGAUUCCAGGUCCUCUUCCUCCUCCUAACCCUCAGCUCCCUUUUACCUCUGUUUUAUUACAGCUUUUUGGGUCAAAAGUUGCAUGUGCAGCAAUAUCAUCGAGAUGUUCCCCUGAAAAACAUCAGCAUCCUGCUGUGGCACUGGCCAUUCAGGCGCGCCUAUAGACUCAUCGGAGACAAAUGCCUCACAAUGUUCAACAUCAGCCACUGUUCCCUCACUGAUAACACCUCCACCUUCUCCACUGCUGAUGUUGUUGUGUUCCACCAUCAGGAGCUGAGCAGAGGUCUGUCAUCUCUGCCCCUGCACCUGGCUCGACCUGCUUCUCAGCACUGGGUGUGGCUCUCCAUGGAGCCUCCUGUCAACAAUGCAAACCUCUCACGGUUCAACGGCCUCUUCAACUGGACGAUGAGUUACAGACGUGAUGCAGAUAUAUCCAUUCCAUAUGGAAAAACCAUCAUGACACGCGAUGACCCAGGCUUCCAGGCUGUGUCAAACCGCUCCUGCCUUGUCAGCUGGGUGGUCAGUAAAUAUCGGCCUCAGCAGGCUAGGGCUGCUAUUUACGAAAGUCUAAAGAAGUAUAUACCCAUAGAGGUGUACGGCAAAUGGAACAGGAAACCUCUAUCUGACAAGAAACUGUUGCCAACUAUUGCAAAGUGUCUAUUUUACCUGUCUUUCGAAAACUCUGAGGCAAAAGACUACAUCACAGAGAAGCUCUGGAGGAAUGCCUUUCAAGCAGGGGCCAUACCGGUGGUUCUGGGCCCAAGCAGGGCCACCUAUGAGGCCGUUGCUCCGCCUCAUUCCUUUAUUCAUGUGACUGAUUUCAAGCACACAGCAGAUCUAGCUGCUUAUCUGAAACAUGUUAGUGCAGACAGGCAGACAUAUGAAAUGUACUUCAAGUGGCACCGCACUCACAGCAUCAAAACCUACACUGACUGGAGAGAAAGACUGUGUCAGAUCUGUGUCAAAUAUCACAAUUUACCAGUCAAUAAAGUCUACCAGGACCUGGAGAGGUGGGUUAACAACUAAGACUUUAUCUCUCUGUGCAUUCAGGUCAAUGAUGUGUUUUGAUUUGGGCUGCUAAUACGACUGGGUUAAAAAACAGUUUGAUGUGCGCAUGUCUUGUUCAGCAGUGCAGCUUUGGAAAACAGAGAGGAACUGCAAACCACAAAGUGUUUUGGCGGUGUUGGCAGUGCACUGUACAACACGCUGAAGAGGAAACUUGUGUGUUAUCAUAAAUAAAUGUGUUCCAUUUGUUUUAACAGUGGAGCCAAGUUUCUCUUUACAAUGCUACUGUACAAGAAAGACACGUUUCUUCAUUUGAAGUAUUGUGCAUGUCUGCUUAGUACCUCAGUGUACUUCAAACAACAAGAGUCAGUGAAGCUUAGACGUCUAAAAGUAACUGAUUCAGCAAAACCAAUUUUACCUGGUGGGAGAAAAUAACUUAAUUUAUAGACCAUUUUCUCAACAUAGUUCUACAGCACUUUAAAAAAAAAGGGGAACAAUAGAUUAUAAAUUAAUCACAAGGUAAAAAUUAAAUCUAUGCAUGUCAUAACAGAAUAUUGACUGCACUAUGAACAGUAUUUCAUUUCACAGUUAAAAUGCCUUUACAUGUGUGUGUCCUUGUAGCCUACUUUUGGACUUGGUGCUUUUGUGGUUUCAGCUCAUUUCUAACAUUUUCUUGUUGGUUGUGAUAACAACUGAUAUGAGUGCAAGCUAUUAUUGCUUCUCAUGUGAGACUGUCUUGGCUGUUCCAUGAUCCACCACAUGGAGGUAACAGGACAGACAAAGAAAAGAGAAGUGAUUGUUCAAAAUCAUUAUUAAAACCAUUAGCAACACUGCCAUUGGAAGACAGAUUCAAGACCUUAGUGUAUGAAGUCAAUUGUCUAACUUAACGUUCACAGGUUUCAUUCCAGUGAACGCCUAAUGGCAUAGCAUCACUUUGGUGAGACAAGUCACAGAGAGAAACAUUUCAAGCCAUUUCGUAUAUUUUAAUGAUUCAACCUAUCCAUGAAUGAAGGUAGAAAUAUACAGAUACCAUGUCACACUGCAGAUGCAGCAGAAUAAUGGUGGACCACAUCUAUAUAUUCUGGUCUUGUCCCAUUAACACGCUGUUUUGAGAGGCAGUGUCCAAAACACUCUCCAAAGCUUUAGGCUUUGAGAUCAAUAUGUCCUUCCCUACACAAAACUUGGACUUCCUCCAGGGGGAUCUAAACAAGAAUGACACAUAUUUACUAAAGAGCUUUAUGGCAGCCAGCAAGAAGGUUAUCACAAGAUGUUGGUGUCAAAACACGACCAUUCUGUGGACACAUGAGAAGUAGUGUGACUCAGUUACAUAAUAUGGAGCAGAUCACUUAUAAUCUGAGGCUACAAAAGGACAUAGGGAAAAAUAUUGGGGGAAAAUAGACCCUUUUCUUAGCCCAGUAACUUCAAAUUGCUAUUUGCUUAAAAAUCUACCUAAGCAGGUGUAUAUACAGGCACACCUGUACUGUGUGAGAAUGCAAAUAGGUAGACAGAUGAGGAUAAGUUUAUGUUUUCAUUUUAUUAUUAUUAUUAUUUCCUAUGUAAGUUGGGACUGCCUGACUUUGUUGUUUGUUUUGUACAUUUAAGAAAAAAAUAGUUUAUAUAUACAUAUAUAUAUAGACAGACAGACAGACAGAUAGAUAGAUAGAUAGAUAGAUAGAUAGAUAGAUAGAUAGAUAGAUAGAUAGAUAGAUAGAUAGAUAGAUAGAUAGAUAGAUAGAUAGAUAGAUAGAUAGAUAGAUAGAUACACAGAUACAUAGAUGCAUAGAUAGAUACAUAGAUAGAUAGAUGGAUAAAUAUAUUUUGGCAGAAACAUUUUGCAUUUGGGCAGCACAGUGGUGGUCAGCACAGUCACCUCACAUCUAGAAGAUCCCCGGUUUGUGUCCCGGCCAGGUCCUGGGAUCUUUCUGCAUGGAGUUUGCAUGUUCUCCCUGUGCAUGUGUGGGUUUUCUCCAAGUUCUCCAGCUUCCUCCCACAGUCCAAAACAUGCUGAGGUUAAUAUGUGGUUCUAAAUUGUCUAUAGGUGUGAAUGUGAGUGUGAUUGUGUGUCUGUAUAUGUAGCCCUGUGACAGACUGGCGACCUGUACAGGGUGUCCCCUGCUUUCGCCCGAGU